Austrofundulus limnaeus is the source of this 358-nucleotide messenger RNA. Its product is annotated as zona pellucida-like domain-containing protein 1. Lineage: Eukaryota; Metazoa; Chordata; Actinopteri; Cyprinodontiformes; Rivulidae. The record is from RefSeq and is a predicted model, not a curated record.
AUGAAACUCCCAUCAGUAACUCUCAACUAGCACAUGGUGAUCCAUCUCUAAUGAACCCGUUAACCAGCGCUCUGAUCUCAGUUGUGGUCGUUCUGGGCGGAGUCAGUGUGGGCUUCUUCUUCUUGUCGCUCCGCCUCCUSCAGAAGUCCCGCCUCCAAAGAACUGCAGCCUCAGGAGUCAUGAACCCAAACUUUAAAUGAUAUUAAUAUUAAUUAUACCAAACUGUCUUCUUAUAGCUCUUAUCCUGAUAUUACGUGUUAUAUAUGACAUGUUUUAGGUAUUUAUUACAUUUAAUACCUCAUUAAAAAAAGAUAUCAGUUUUGGUCAGUAGAUGUGCUAUAAAAUGAAAAAUAAAUAA